UUCUCCCUUUCCAUUAUGGAACCCAAAAACUUACGAAUUGUUUAAGUUGCCACCCGUUUGCUCAAAAAAUUUAUCGGAUCAUUCAUCUUCCAUUAUUAUGUUAGAUUGUUUGCUCAGAAUUUGAUGAGAGAUAACGGAACAGCUGGAAAUUUUUGGAACGUUUGUUAAUUGGCCGGUACAAGAUUUGGGAACAUUUCGGUUUGAUCUGUAUAACUUGGACCAGAAAUGUUCUGAUGAAAUUGGUCCAUUAAUUGAUUUCCUGGUCGGCGCUAAUUUUUUCCAUCACUGAUUAUGCGCUGCGUGAUCAGUUUUUCUAUUGUUAUUUUUUUAAUUGGAGUUCGUGUGGAAUUUGAUCAGUGCUGUUAUGUGAUUGAUGUUGUGCAUUUUUUUGUCCACUUGGAUUCCGGAAUUUUUCGGGGGCGAUUUGAGUCUUUGAUGCGGAAUGGAAUAUGGAUUCGAUACUGGAAGGGCUUCUUAAAUUGCCAGAGAAUAGGGAAUGUGCUGACUGCAAAUCUAAAGGUCCAAGAUGGGCUAGUGUGAAUUUAGGCAUAUUUAUAUGUAUGCAGUGUUCGGGGAUCCAUAGAAGUCUUGGGGUACACAUAUCGAAGGUGCGGUCUGCUACCCUGGACACUUGGCUUCCAGAGCAGGUUGCCUUUAUUCAAUCCAUGGGAAAUGAGAAGGCAAAUAGUUACUGGGAAGCCGAACUACCUCCAAAUUACGAUAGAGUUGGAAUUGAAAAUUUUAUUCGUGCAAAGUACGAUGACAAGAGAUGGAUUCCAAAGGAUGGAAAAACAAAAUCAUCGACUAGAGGGCAGGAAGACAAGGCUUCCGUGCAUUGGCAGAGACCUGGGGAAAGAAGUGGUCCGGGCCCUAGUUCUGGUUCUGAAAAGACAUUUGAGGAAAGGAAGAACACUCGACCAUCUAGUACUAUGCCCUCUACCAAAAUGAGUAUUCCCAUUCCACCUAAAGGACCUGAGCAGGUUACUCCUGUUCCAAAGUCUCAACACACACAGAAAAUAGAACCUGCACCAGCGGUGCCCCAAGCUGAAGCAACAAAGCAGCCUUUGAAUGCUGCUUCUGCUGUCUCUCCACCAAAGGUUGACUACGCAACUGACCUUUUCAACAUGUUAACCAUGGAUGCUCCAAUUGCAAACGGCUCAGGGGAAGCUGCACCUGAUGAUAAUUCUUGGGCAGGUUUUCAGUCUGCUGGAGAAGCACUGACAGCUGAGAAAACUGGUACGACAAAACCAGUUGAAAAUGGUCCCCAGUCUACCUCUGGAAUUGAGGAUCUUUUUAAAAAUUCACCGUCAGUUAUACCUACUUCAGUUUCAGAGAAACCCCAGAAACAUGGAAAUAAUGAUAUUAUGAGCCUUUUUGAGAAGUCAAGCAUGGUGUCGCCAUUUUCUGUGCAUCAACAACAACUUAUGAUGCUUGCUCAGCAACAGUCCCUUCUCAUGGCUGCUGCAGCUAAAUCUGCUGGUGGGGAACUGAAAGUUCUUGGCACUACACAACAACCUGGGUGCAAUGGCAGUAUCAAUUUGCCCACUCAAAGUUGGGCGAAUGCUGGCUACCAGAUGCCUGGAAUGACAAGGAACGUGGUGCCAGCAUAUCCAGUGGGCAGCUCUGUUCCAUAUCCUACAUCUAGCAUGUAUUCCGUGGGGCAAUCCACCCAAUUUAAUACUGCCGCCACCAGUGCAGUAAGGAAACCUCAAUCGGCAUCUGCAGCAUCAUCUGUGUCUCCAACUCGAGCAGGGAAUGAUUAUGAUUUCUCCUCCCUAACUCAAGGGAUGUUCUCAAAACAGUAAGUUGCCUUUCGGGCGAUGAUGCUUGCUUUGCCAUACUAUACAAAAUUAGAUUAAUUACAGGAAAAUAGCACUUGGACAUUUCUUAUAUGUACUCGCGAUUGUAAACCAUUUGUAGAGGCAGUUCAUAUUUCUUUCCCCUUCAUAUCUGAGUGAUUCGUUCAUUUGUACCACUAGUUGUAUCUGGAGUAAUAAAAAAUGAGUUUAGAUUGGUUUCGAA
This is a messenger RNA of Carya illinoinensis, 2022 nucleotides long. Its product is annotated as ADP-ribosylation factor GTPase-activating protein AGD5-like. NCBI's taxonomy places the organism in Eukaryota, Viridiplantae, Streptophyta, Magnoliopsida, Fagales, Juglandaceae. Gene Ontology annotation, molecular function: GTPase activator activity. The transcript has 11 exons. Bases 450 to 1805 code for a protein of 451 amino acids. The record is from RefSeq and is a predicted model, not a curated record.